AGCACCAGCGGCAGCGGAGGCAGGGUGGUGCCACACCUGACCAACCCAAACUGCAUGGUUGAAGUCAUGCCGGCAGACGCGGUGCUGGAGCCAGGGAUGUACGAAAUGUGGCUGGUCAGCGAGCUGGCAGACAAGGGAACCCUGGCAGAUGCCAUGAAGUCUGGCUUGUUCAAGCAGGCCGACGCGCCUGGCCGGAACCUGCCUGUCAUCCUGCUGUGCCUGCUGGAUGUGGCGCGUGGGCUGGAGUACCUGCACAGCUGCAACAUCAUGCAUGGCGACCUCAAGCCGCAGAAUGUGCUGCUGAAGACGGCAGUCACAGACCGGCGGGGGUUUAUGUGCAAGCUUGGCGACUUCGGGCUCAGCCGCAUACUUCGGGAGACGGAGACACAUGUGAACACGGGCUCCUAUGGCACCGUGACGCAUGCCUCGCCCGAGCUGCUGUCAGAGGGGCGGCUGACCAAGGCCUGCGAUGUGUUUGCGUUUGGCAUUGUUCUGUGGGAGCUUGUCACUGGGCAGCGGCUUUUCCCAGACAUGCACCACAUGCAGAUCAUCGUCCAGGUGACGCAGAAGGGCUACCGCCCGCCCAUCCCUGCCGACUUCCCGCCACCGCUGGCAGACCUUGUGCGGCGGUGCUGGGCCGAGGACCCCCACGCCAGGCCCAGUGCAGGGGCAAUCGUGCAGGAGCUGAUCGACUAUUGCACAAACUACAAUGCCAUCCACCAUGGCGCUGCUCCUCCUUCUUCUCCUCCUCCGGCUGACGCCACGAAUCGUGCACCGGCAGCCGAUGGCACCAGCCCCGUCAGCGACAGCGCUGCCAGCACCAUUGCCGCUGCCGU
Messenger RNA from Chlorella variabilis, 836 nucleotides. RefSeq lists its product as hypothetical. The annotation marks the transcript as partial. The transcript is spliced from 5 exons. NCBI's taxonomy places the organism in Eukaryota, Viridiplantae, Chlorophyta, Trebouxiophyceae, Chlorellales, Chlorellaceae. Gene Ontology annotation, biological process: protein phosphorylation. The record is from RefSeq and is a predicted model, not a curated record. Gene Ontology annotation, molecular function: protein kinase activity; ATP binding.